AUGGUACCGGACGGGUUCCCCGCCGGAUUGCGAGUUUUCGUGGUCGACGAGGACUCCGUCGCUCUUAGAAUGCUUGAGAAAAUGCUUCUCCAGUGUGGCUAUAAAGGUGUGUUUUUCUUAAUCAGUUCUGGAGAUUAUUCAAAGUACAGAAAAGGCUUGAAAAGAAAUACAAUUGAGCUUAACCAACAAAUUUUUUAUAAUGCUAAAGCAAGAAGAGAAAGUGAAAAUCAAUUUGAAUCUCAACAAUUCGCUUUAAACAAUGAUCUUAAUGAUAACAAUAAUUUUGAUGAGCUUGCAACAUUAUUAGCACUUGAACAAAAACAACCACAAAAUAGCUCCGACUCGGGUGCACAAAUAAAUAUGGAUUCAGUUGAUGUUCAAAGUUAUAGUUUGGAAGAUCUUUGGGGAAGCAAUGCUUCGAAUUUGGCAAUCCUAUCUGAGUUUGAGAAUAUGGAUGACACAGAUGAGCUUUAUGUAGCACUUAGCUCGUUUCAAUACUAAGAUUGCUGCAAGGGCUCCUGAAGGUACUUCUAUUUGUUGAGG
Molecule: messenger RNA, 543 nt
Organism: Dendrobium catenatum
Lineage: Eukaryota; Viridiplantae; Streptophyta; Magnoliopsida; Asparagales; Orchidaceae
Exons: 4
Coding region: 1-501 (166 amino acids)
Source: RefSeq, a predicted model, not a curated record